Molecule: messenger RNA, 5121 nt
Organism: Octopus sinensis (East Asian common octopus)
Lineage: Eukaryota; Metazoa; Mollusca; Cephalopoda; Octopoda; Octopodidae
Product: protein strawberry notch homolog 1
Exons: 35
Coding region: 565-5067 (1500 amino acids)
Biological process (GO): regulation of DNA-templated transcription
Cellular component (GO): nucleus
Molecular function (GO): chromatin DNA binding; histone binding
Source: RefSeq, a predicted model, not a curated record
CUAUGUUUGUUACCUCCCUUAGAUUAUACCUCUCCACCUAUUUUCAUUAAACUUCGGGAACUUUGAUGGCGCGAGUUUUCCAUACUGUUGUCGGCCACAUCCUGUAGAUGCCGAUCUUUCAUUUUAACUUUGACGCAAAGAUUGUUUCAUUUCAUACACAAUUUCACCAAUGCACGCAUCUGUUGGAUAUUUACCAAAAUUUGAAGAGUUGCAAUUUUGCUUUUAAUGGCUUUGCCAGAGAAAGAAGGUCAAUAGUGCCUAUGACUUUUGCAAAGACUGGAUGGGAGAAAAGACGGAAGAAACCAUGACUCAUGGAUUACCCAAAGACUGGAGACCUGAUCUGAAUGCUUGCAAUAAUAGUACCCAAGGGUUUGGUCGCUUGGUGGUGGUAGGUCUACCACACAAAGUUGCUGACCUGUAGGUGCUAAUUUAUCAACUCAAGGAUUAAAAUUUUAAACUGAUGACUGGCAUUAUAAAUCUGGUAAAGACACUUAGUUUUCACUGGCUCAAUCCAAGAAGCUGUAAAUAAGUAACAUAAGGAGGGAGUUGCUCUACUAAAGUAGUAUGAAUCCCACACUAAGUCUUGAGCAGUUACUAACUGCUACUCAACAACAACAACAGUAUGAAGACAACGUUAGACAAAUGCAAUUAAGUACGCCACCACCCAGUCAGACCAGUGCCUUUUCUGAGCCAGAGUCACUCAUUCCAUCAUUGUUAUCUCAGCUUUUAGCUCCUCCAUCACCUCCGUUAGUGUCUAUGGCAUCAGGUUCAAUACCAGAGUGUUCAGAAGUUACAAUGUCCACACAACAUUUACAACCUUCCUAUUCACAACCAGAGGAACCAUCUGAAACAUCCAUUUCAUCAACUGAUCAGCCAGAAUUAAAAAUGCCCUCACUGUUAGAAACACCGGAUUCAUCUUCAUUACUGUCUUCGUCUGAUUCACUGACAUCAACACCAAUGCAUCAGUCAGUUUCAUCGUUAACAUCACUGCUGUUAUCAUCAUCGCCGCCACCAACAAGUAAACCUGAGGCUACAGUUUCCUACUCAACUGCCUCAUCUCAGUUAUCAGGAUUGUUAUCAACAACUGUUCCUCAGUCUACAGAUACUAUACCAGUAUCACUGCCAUCAUCAUCAGUUACACUUGUGUCUACAUCUACAUCCUCACCGUCAGUAACAUCUACAUCGACAACUAUAACAACUACUACUACAACAACAACAACCAUAUCGACAUCAUCAUCAUCAUCGUCACCAAUUACUGUGCAAUCACCAGAAGCAGCGAUUGCCUCCAUAAUGUCUGCUUCGAGUCGUAUGAUAUUGCAACAUCAAGCUGCUGGACUUUUAUCUCCUGCGGCCGCACAACAGUAUUUGGAAAUGAUGCGGACACGAGCAACAAACUACGCCACAGCGACGACUGCAGUGCAUCAAAAGUUACUUGAUGAUCUCAAUGAAGAACUAGGGAAACUGGCUAAUGAUGGUGUUGAAGAGAGUGUCAGCCAAGAAGUAUUUGCAAAGUUUGAACACAGAGAAAUCCUUCCAGGCUGCUGUUCCCAUCCUGGUGAUAUUGUUGAAGCAGGAUCACUUGCAUCAUUAUUACUUCCGGAUGCUUGGUACCCUUUGACCAGUGUUUUCCCCCCUGAAAAGUUGAAAUGUGGACAGUUAAGUAGCCUCCAGCUUGAAGGGAUACUCUAUGCUUGCCAGAAGCAUCAAACAGUGCUACCUAAUGGGCAUCGGGCUGGGUUUUUUAUUGGUGAUGGAGCUGGAGUUGGCAAAGGAAGACAGGUAUCUGGUAUUAUACUUGACAACUACUGCCGGGGCCGUCUGCGACAUAUUUGGUUCAGUAUCUCUGCAGAUCUUGUUGUUGAUGCCAGAAGAGAUUUGCGGGACAUAGGCUGCCAUAUUAAAGUGAUAGAUGGUUGCAAUGAACUUGACAGAAAUACUCGAGUAUUUGGACUGUCACCAGAUUUUAAGGAAGGUGUUGUAUUUAGUACAUACGCAACACUUGUCUCUUCUGUUCAGAGAGGUGCCCUUCGUGGUGGUAGACAAAGUCGAUUGCAGCAACUAAUAAAUUGGUGUGGAGGAAAAGAUUUUGAUGGUUGCCUCAUCUUUGAUGAAUGCCAUAAAGCGAAGAAUUUUGUUCCUGGCCGUGAGCAUGCCAGUACUAAAGUUGCUAACGCUGUUAUGACUAUUCAAAGACUUCUUCCUAAAGCAAGAGUCAUCUAUUGUUCAGCUACUGGAGUGUCAGAUGUGAAAAAUAUGGCUUUCAUGGAGAGACUUGGGCUUUGGGGAGAUGGUGCACCUUUUCCAUCUUUUGAAAACUUUUUGGAUUGUAUGUCUCGAAAAGGACUAGGUGCAGCUGAAAUGCUUGCCAUGGAAAUGAAAUCGUCAGGGAUGUAUGUUUCUAGAGGCCUCAGUUUUAAACAAGCAGAGUUUAUAACUGUAGAGGCUGAACUUACUACAGAACAAAUGAAAACCUAUGACAUUGCAGCAUAUAUAUGGAAUGAAUUACGGAAAGCAUUAUCAACUGCCCUUCAUCGGACAAAUUGUGGCAAUAAUAGAAUAUGGACACAGUAUUGGUCUUCACACCAGCGUUUCUUUAAACAACUUUGUAUGGGAAUGAAAGUUCCAACAAUUAUACAACAUGCACAAGAGGCACUACAGCAAGGCCAUUGUGUAGUAAUAGGUCUUCAAACAACUGGUGAGGCAUCGUUGGAAAAUGAACUUGGUCGAAAUAAAGGUGUUACUGGUUUUGUUUCUUUAUGCCGAGAAAUACUGACACGGUUCAUCAGAAUUUACUUUCCUACUAUGAUUGAAUGUGGAAUGAAUGAAGAAAGACGUGAAGAUGAAUGGUGUAAAGAGGCUAAAUCUAUGUUAUUGAAAUAUGCUAGUGAAAUAGAGUUACCAGACAGCCCUUUGGAUAGCAUUAUUGACCUACUUGGUGGCCCAGAGGCCGUUGCUGAAAUGACAGGAAGACGUGGUCGAGUAGUAAGGAGCAAUGAUACAGGAUGUCCUCGUUAUGAGCUUCGUGAUAGUCUCUCAUCAGGUUCCAGUUCAGAAUUAGAAAGUUUGAAUGUGAAUGAGCGGAAUAAUUUCAUGGAUGGAAGAAAGUUAGUUGCAAUUAUUUCUGAUGCUGCAAGCACAGGAAUAUCAUUACAUGCUGAUGUGAGAGCACCCAAUCAACGGCGCCGGCAUCAUUUGACCAUAGAAUUACCCUGGAGUGCCGACAAAGCUGUACAACAACUGGGUCGUUCUCAUCGUUCUAAUCAGUCAAGUGGUCCCCUCUAUAAACUGGUAACCACAAACCUGGGUGGUGAAAGGCGUUUUGCUGCUGCUGUUGCACGUCGAUUACAGUCUUUGGGUGCUUUGACUAAAGGUGAUCGACGAGCUGCAACAGGUGCAGAUCUCACUGAAUUCAAUUUUGAUACUCCAUAUGGACGUAGUGCUCUGAGAGUUAUGUAUCAGUAUACAUGUAUGUCUGAAUUGGUUCCUGGUAUAGCUUUUAAUUCUGUCAAGCAAAACGUGGACACAAUUGACAACUUUCAUAAAAUUUUGCAGGAUUGUUUAAUUUUGAUGGGGAUUGUUGAUAUGGAUCCAGUUAAAUUUACUGUCCAGGUUAAGAAAGAAGAUUUAGGCAAUGUUGGUAAAUUUCUCAACCGUAUCCUUGGUCUUCCUGUGAUGAAACAAAACCUGAUUUUCAACUAUUUUAUUCAAUGCCUGGAUAUAACAAUACAGAAUGCUAAGAGAGAAGGAAAAUACAAUGAAGGUCUACUUGACAUUACUGCCAGCUCAGUAGAAAUGGUUGGUGAACCCAAAGAAGUAUUUAAAGAUUUGACCAAAGGAAACACUGUGACCAAGCUCGUUGUAUUGAAUGUUGAUCGAGGAAUGAAAUAUGAGCAAGCUUUAAGUAUGUAUGAGAAUCACAAAGGCAAAGCUGGUUUUUACCUUUCAAAGGGUCAGCCAUUUGGUCGCAAACUCUGUUUGUUGGCACUUUCCAAAGACAACUCUAAAAAUAUCUUCAAAGUAGUCAGGCCGAAUACUGGUGUAUCAGCAUUUGAAAUGGAGAAGUCAGACUUACAUGCAAAAUACUCAAAAAUUAGCCUCAUUGAUGCAGAAAAGGCAUGGCAGGAACAGCAUGAGGCAACUGAGGAUCACUGCAUGCAUGGUAGGCUGUGUCGGAACCGUGGAGCUUGUACAGUUGGGAGUCGGUGUUAUUUCAUGCAUCUUCUGUGUGGGAGUAUUAUAACACUAAUGUCAGUUUUGGAAGCAGUUAUUGCUCGUCACUCAUAUCAAAUGCAUCUCAGUAAAGCUGAGUCUUCCAUUCGAGUUGUACGGAUUCAACUUAACAAUGGUGAGCGUGUUGUUGGUAUCCGUUACCCAGAACGUCUCAUUGGUGAGGUUGAGAAAGUUCUCAGAGAACAUCAGCUUGUCAAUCAGUUGCAGAUGAUGAAUAACAAUUCAUCAACGCAGACCAAUGACACUGUUAUACCAAAUUUUAAUUCUUCAUCGAACAAGUUCAUCAUUGAAGCUGCCUCUCCAGUGAUUCCAAAAUAUGUUAACAAGGCAUUUACUCCACAAUUUAACAUGCACUCGUUUUUCAAGUCUAAUCCACGUAGUCAUGUGAUGCCGUCUUCAAUGAGCAGAAGUUCAUGUAAAGUAAGACCGAUGGAACAAAAUCUGGUCAAUGAUUCCAACAAUCAGCUCAUGCCAUACAAUAGUGCACCAGCACAACAUUCCUUAUCCAUUGCUAGCAGUGCUACAAGUAAUAAUUUCAAUAAAGGAGUGUCUUGUAGUGCUAUUUGCAGCAGCAGUGAGAGCAGUAUUACCAGUGAUCCUUACAAAAUGAACAUGUCCCGAAAACGGCGUUUUAACAACUACAGCUUUGAUAAUUGCAUUGAUAUGAAUAGCAAUUGCAAGCAACAAACUCUUGUGUCUCUUUUUGCUAAAAAUACUGUCAAUAGGCUGGAGAGUCCACUAGUAACUGGCCAGCAGUGUCCAGUAUGCAGCAUGAAUUUUGAGCUGGGCACCACUAAUGAUCAGAUCAAUGCUCAUGUUGAUAACUGUCUUUUGUAACAGGCAACUAACUCAUUUUUUUUAAGUUAUUCAAAAUUGAAAGAAGAAAACAUG